Messenger RNA from Ectocarpus sp. CCAP 1310/34, 2288 nucleotides. The record is from the annotation of a GenBank genome assembly. NCBI's taxonomy places the organism in Eukaryota, Phaeophyceae, Ectocarpales, Ectocarpaceae.
CCCUUUCGGACGAGUUUGCCAUGACAAAGCACAACCUGCGACACGCGAAGGAGUUGACGCGGACCGGUGUGCUAAAGGAAGUAAUGAUCGAAUACAAGGCGAUCAAGGACAAGCUGGAGCAGGGGAAAGGAAAAGGGGCGAAGGGCGCAGAGCAAGCGUACUUCGCCGACGGUGAGGGCCGCAGGGAGCGGUACUCAAGUAGGAGUCAGGGGCAAGGUCGUGGUCGUGGCGGCGGCCGUGGCCUCAGCAGCAGUCGUGGCCGCGGCGGAGGCGGUCGCGGCGGCGGCGGCGGCGGCGGCGGUCCGGCGGACGCUCAGGCGGAUCCGGAGGAGUCGAGGAGAGCAAGGGAAGCAGCAGUGGAGGCGCCGAUCGCGGCGGUGGCGGGGAGNGAAAGAAAAAGGGGCGAAGGGCGCAGAGCAAGCGUACUUCGCCGACGGUGGGGGCCGCAGGGAGCGUCGUGGCCGCGGCGGAGGCGGUCGCGGCGGCGGCGGCGGCGGCGGCGGUCCGGCGGACGCUCAGGCGGAUCCGGAGGAGUCGAGGAGAGCAAGGGAAGCAGCAGUGGAGGCGCCGAUCGCGGCGGUGGCGGGGAGUAUAAGUUCCCGGGCCGGUGCUUUAGGUGUGGACGUCGUGGACAUCAAGCGAUCGGUUGCACUGCCAACGAGAAGGACUUCAUGCCGUGGUGUGCAUGCUGCGAGGGGUGGGGCCACACCAAAGAAAAGUGCGCGACGGAGGAGGCCGUCCUAGUGCAAGUGGUGGAGCAUGAGAGCGACGUGGCCUCCGUGGAAGACCAGGCGUUUUGUGCCGCGGCAGUCCCCCCAGGCGAGUGUGGUACCGUUGGUGAAGUAGGUUUAGUGGGGGUUGUGGAACAGGGCCAGGCGGUGUACGUGGCCGACACAACGGCCACGUGCUCCAUGUUCCGAUGUGCAGACAACCUCGUGAACUACCGUGAGCGUAGCGAUUGGGUGAAGGGGAUCGGAGGCGACAAGGCCCCCGUUCCCCUUCUAGGAUACGGAGAUGUGACCUUAGUCCUACAGGCGGAAGAUGGUGGAGUACCCGCAUUAGUACUGAAUGCUUCCCAUGUUCCAGAGGCCCCCUACAACCUCCUCUCGCUGUCUUCGUUGGCGGAGGAGGGCCACAUGUAUCUGGGGAUGAAGGGGGGCCUCACGCUGACCAUGAAAGCCGGGGGGGAGGUGUUGAUACCCCGGACUGGAAAGCUGCUGACCCAACGAGGCUAUCAUUGCUAUCAUUGUCAACAAUACACACCGCUUGUGCCGCAAUCAUUGUUCCUGGCGAUGCGAAAGCAGCCACCCCACUGACCUCAACGAGUACCACCUCGCGCACGGCCAUGCCCACGAGACAUUGCUCAGGAUCACGGCGGAGAAGCAGGGAGUGCAGCUGACGGAUGGACCACUGCUACCCUGUCUUGGCUGUCGAUGUCCAAGGGACAAGUGAAACCCGUCCAGAAGAGCACGAGCACACGCGCAGCUGCUACCUCUCGCAGAUGACGAGGAGGGCGGGCAGGGCGAGAGCAGAGCGGAUGCAUCACGCCAAGGUUGGGGGGGGGAGAGAGACUCAGAGAUUGAGUCCGACCUCGAUGUGAUGGAGGCUCGUGGGCCAGGGCAAGCGACGCCGUUGUGCGCGAGGAGGCGCCGACGGCUCCCGGCAACGGGAUUCCGGGGCAUGGAGGCAGCGUUCCCCCGUCACCCCCUUCGGGAAGGGGCGACUUCGGCGGAGGCAGUGACAGCCCCACCGACAGUAGCAGCAGCAGCAGCAGCAGCAGCAGCAGCAGCAGCAGCAGCAGCAGCAGCAGCAGCAGCAGCAGCCCGAGNGAGCAGCAGCAGCAGUGACGCCGGCGGUGCCGGCGGCCCGGGCGGCGAAGUGUCCGGGGACCCAGGUGGGGACGGCGGUCGCGAUGGUGAUCCCGGCGAGAACCUCGUUGAGUUGAAGUAUGACCCAGCCGACGACCGCUACCCCCGCGGGCUAGAUAGAAGGGAAGAAACUCCUCUGGGGCGCCUCGAAUACUGGCCCGCUGCACCAUGGGCUUGAUAGUGCCCGCACGCGGAAGAAGACCCGGGAGAUGCAAGGUGCCGGGGAGAUGCCGGGGCCCGGAGAAACACCGGACCCGGAAGAGGCAUUGCUCGCGACCAUCCUGGAAACUGGCGGGACGGGGAUUGUUGAGGACUACAUCUGCAACUCGCUUGUGAAGGAGCAGUGGGACGAGGAGCAGACACGCCGUAUGGAGGAGAUGUACAGGCGCGAGAUGCAGGAGGUGUUGAGCCCGGAACAGC